AUGGACGGCGAGAUAACGCUGUCUCCUUCCGUACUUGGAGAAUGCGUAGCAGCAAAGACAUUCAGAGACAAUCGACAACCCGUUACCUCAUUAUGCUUUGACGAUAGUGGAGAACUUUGUGUUACUUCGGCUCAAGAUGAGAGUUUACACAUUUACAACUGUCGAGAGGGCAAACACCAGAGUACUUUACACAGCAAAAAGUAUGGCGUCAAUCUAGCACGAUUCACUCAUCAAAAGACAACGGUUAUUUAUGCCUCAACAAAAGAAGACGAUACCCUGCGAUAUCUUUCUGUACACGACAACAAGUUCAUUCGAUAUUUUCGUGGUCACAAGGACAAGGUUGUGUCACUGGAAAUGUCACCAAUAGACGACCAAUUUCUUUCAUCUUCGCUUGACAAAACCGUUCGAUUAUGGGAUUUGAGAUCACCGACAUGCCAGGGUGUUGUACAUGCCAAAGGACGUCCAACAGCAGCUUUUGAUCCUGAAGGUCUGAUCUUUGCGCUAGGCGUCGAUUCAAGCACAGUGAAAAUGUAUGAUUUGCGAGCGUAUGAAUCAGGACCUUUUGCAACAUGCGAGAUAUCAGAUACAUAUUACUAUCCAAAGGGCCUGCCGGAUUGGACGAGUCUGAAAUUCACCAACAAUGGCAAGCACAUACUGCUUUCGACUUCAGGACAAACACACUAUAUACUUGAUGCAUUCAGUGGCAAUAUUAUCCAAAGGCUCAGUGGGUUUCCGCGAUUGGGUGUUGAUACUUGUGGCGAGGAAACGGGCCUUUCACCGGAUGGAAGAUUCGUAUUUUCAGGAGGACGUGAUGGCAAAUUAUACAUUUGGGAUAUAGAGAAUCCAGCUUCAACGGCCGGCGUGAUUCAAGACAAUACACCCAUGACGGCCUUGGAUACUCCUCAUACCGAUAAUCUUCGAGUCUUUGGCUUCAACCCUUAUUACAUGAUGUUUGUCACAGGAUCCGACGAGCUUGAAUUCUGGCAAUCCAAGCAACCAGCACUAUAG
This is a messenger RNA of Lichtheimia ornata, 1008 nucleotides long. RefSeq lists its product as uncharacterized. NCBI's taxonomy places the organism in Eukaryota, Fungi, Mucoromycota, Mucoromycetes, Mucorales, Lichtheimiaceae. Gene Ontology annotation, cellular component: Set1C/COMPASS complex. The coding region runs from base 1 to 1008 and encodes 335 amino acids. Gene Ontology annotation, molecular function: chromatin binding; protein binding. The record is from RefSeq and is a predicted model, not a curated record. The transcript has 8 exons.